AUGACCGUUUGGCGCAAGGUUACCCCAUCGUUGGAAGAGAAGCCUUCGAUCGAUGAUGGGUCCUUGUCGAUGGUACGUGGCCGGCGUUCCUCGGUUGCGACUGACAAGGAAGCGCGUCAAGGAAUGCUGGCCAGCGAAGCCGGGAUGGCUUUCGUAUCUGAAGCUGAUGAUAAAAACAUUACUGCCACGGCUGCCCAAUUAGACUUACAGGAGGCCCGAAAGAUUAUUCAGGAUGCAGUUUCAAAAUAUCACCUUGACCCCAACGCCCCCAGCGGCCUUUUAGAAAGAGCCCAAGAAGCGAUCCAAAACAACAAUUUGACAAGCGAUGCGGCUCAGCAGAUUAUUGAUGAAAUUAAGAUCGAGGCGGCUCUAUUGGAGGAAACACCGUUCCCAGAAGUGCGCAAUGUUGCGCCUAGUACUGAUGAUCCAUCGCUCCCUGUUCUCGCCCUCCCAGCUGGCCGGUUUCUGGCCGCCGUCCUGCCGACGCAUGUAUUCAACCUGUUUGGCUACAAUUUCAGCCUCAACCCAGGUCCUUUCAACGCGAAGGAACACCUUCUGAUCACUAUCAUGGGGAAUGUAACGUAUGGAGGGCAAGUCGGUGUUUACGUCACCGAUUUAAUUGCUACGCUGAGAAUCAAACGGUUCUACGGGCUGGAGGGUCGCUUUUCUGACGCCGGCUUCCAGUUACUGAUGGCAAUAUCAACUCAGAUGCUCGGGCUUGGCCUCUCCGGCAUGACACGAAGGUCGUUCUUGGUCUACCCGCCCAUGAUGUUAUGGCCAACAUCCCUGGCAAGCCUGGCUUUGAAUAACGUGUUUCACGAUGCCUCGAACCCGAUUGCUAACGGCUGGAAAAUGGGUCGAUAUCGCUUCUUUCUCAUCGUGUUCGUGCUUUAUGGAUUAUACUUUGUAUUUCCGGAUGCCGUGGCAGGAUUCCUGGGUACCUUCAACUGGAUGACAUGGAUCAAGCCCGAUCAUGUCAAUCUGGCGGCCAUUACUGGCUCUGUGUCUGGACUUGGCUUAAACCCAUGGCCAACGUUUGACUAUAAUGUCGCCAGUUUACUACGGGACCCUAUCAUCACGCCUUUGUUUUCGGUUCUCAAUCAGUUCGCCGGUCAGCUCAUCUUGGGCAUGAUAAUCCCGGCACUUUGGUACACCAAUACCUGGAACACCGGAUACCUACCCAUCAAUGAUAACGGCGUGUUUGAUAGAUUUAACAUCACUCGAGUAAUGGACCCCAAUACGCAAACUUUGAAUAUCACUGCUUACGAAGAGUACUCGCCAACUUAUCUUUCCGCUGGGAACGGUAUCCUAUACGGAUUUUUCUUUGCCAUGUACACUGCGGUAAUCGUCCACGUGGCUUUAUACUACCACAAGGAGCUUGCUCAAGGCUUUCGAUCAGUGUGGAAUUCGGCAUCUGGUAGAGAUGGAUUUACCGAUCUUCACAAUCGACUGAUGAAACCAUAUAGUGAAGUUCCCGAGUGGUGGUAUUUUACAAUUCUCCUUUUUUCUCUGGCUACUGGGAUUGCCUUCAAUGUGCAUUAUGAGACUGGUUAUCCCGUCUGGGCUUUAUUUGUUGCCUUAGCAAUGUCGGCGGUCUUUGUGAUUCCUUGUGGAAUGGUGUAUGCCGUAACCAACACUGAAGUGACAAUGAAUGUCCUGGCCGAGCUGAUUGGUGGUUACCUGCUCCCGGGAAAACCCAUCGCCGUGAUGCUAUUCAAGUCGUACGGAUUUGUCUCUACAGCACAAGCCAUUGGCUAUGCCGCUGAUUUGAAAAUUGGACAUUACGCUCACAUCGGGCCGAGGCAUUUGUUCUUUGCGCAGAUGGUUGCCAGACGAGUUUACUCGGUUGGUAGGAUCUAUCAUGCCCUGACCUACUUCUUUUUGAUUGGGGCUAUUGUACCAAUACCGUUAUGGUAUCUGGCCAAGAAACGCGGUGGCACUUUCUGGAAAUACAUCAACGUCCCAGUUUUCUUAGCCGGCUCACUCAACUGGUCGCCUUACAACAUGUCUUAUACAUUCCCUAUGUUGUAUGUGGCUCUGUUUGUCAAUGGUUAUCUUCGCCGUCGCUACUUCCCCUGGUGGUCAAAGUACCGAUGGGUCUUGGCCACGUCUCUUGCGGCUUCAAUCGCAGUCUUUGGAGUGAUCUGGUUCUUUGCAAUCCUUUACAAAAACUCACAACCCGAUUGGUGGGGGAAUUCUGUUAUCAACGCCGGGUGUGAUGGUAAAGGGUGUGCUCGCUUGACUGUUCCUGACGAAGGAUUCGGCCCUGGUCCCGGACAGUUCCAAGCGUAG
Messenger RNA from Puccinia triticina, 2292 nucleotides. RefSeq lists its product as uncharacterized. Gene Ontology annotation, molecular function: oligopeptide transmembrane transporter activity. The record is from RefSeq and is a predicted model, not a curated record. The coding region runs from base 1 to 2292 and encodes 763 amino acids. Gene Ontology annotation, biological process: transmembrane transport. The transcript is spliced from 34 exons. Lineage: Eukaryota; Fungi; Basidiomycota; Pucciniomycetes; Pucciniales; Pucciniaceae.